Molecule: messenger RNA, 132 nt
Organism: Funneliformis caledonium
Lineage: Eukaryota; Fungi; Glomeromycota; Glomeromycetes; Glomerales; Glomeraceae
Source: the annotation of a GenBank genome assembly
AUGUUAGAUCGAGAAAGAAAAGAUAAAAAAAUUUAUUCUUUGACAGAGACGCAAUCGCCUCAGGAUGCAGCGACUGAACAAAAAAUUUUGCCCCUUUUUCCUAAAAGUUCUCGCAGAAGUAUUAGAUCUUGA